This is a messenger RNA of Rhagoletis zephyria (snowberry fruit fly), 2261 nucleotides long. Its product is annotated as serine/threonine-protein kinase Nek2-like. NCBI's taxonomy places the organism in Eukaryota, Metazoa, Arthropoda, Insecta, Diptera, Tephritidae. Gene Ontology annotation, biological process: protein phosphorylation. The record is from RefSeq and is a predicted model, not a curated record. Gene Ontology annotation, molecular function: ATP binding; protein kinase activity.
UACAAGCACGUUAGCAGUAAGCCAGCAGAAUCAGAAAUUAGUCCCUCAAGUUCAAUAACAUGUUUGAAAGAUCAGAAUGCAACGCAAAUCUGCUUCAAGGUAUAAAAGUAAUAUGAUCUUAAAAACAUAUUAAAGUGCAUCUUCGCUAAAAAUGCGGGGGCGUGAAGUAUUUGCAAAUGUUAGCGAGUGGACGAUUUCCAACAAGGAUUGGAAGGCUUUUGGGCUUUAGAUGAAACCAUUCUGCCGUAAGAUCUAUGGCCCUGUUCGCUUGGGAGAAGGGUUCCUAGGAUUGAAUGAUGGUGCUGCGGUGAAAAUGGAAGAAAAUACAUAUUUCUUUGGUAGCGGAAUACGGAAUAGAUUUGACAUUCAGAUUAAUUGGCUGGGGUAAUCUAACUAUGUCUCUACCGAUACCUGUACCUAAAUACCGAUGUGUAUACAUACCUAUGUACAUGCAUGUGUACAAGUCUUCAUGCCUGUUAUACAUAUGUGCGUCACGAUUACCCGCAAAACGCUGAAACUAAACUAGAAUAUAUGUAAACACUAAUUAUUAAAGAGCACGAAGGUACUGAAAAACAAGCAAACAAGAAAUGAGGAAAAUUGAUAUACCAAUGCCAGCAAAACAAUUUAUUGGCAUCCCAAACAAUGUCAAUUGAAAUUGCAGGCGUGCUGUGCCUAAGUGUUAAAAGAUUACAUCCAACGGUUCAUGUUUUGUACACAUAUAAGUGCAUACGUGCAUACAUACAUUUUUACAUGCAUUUUUUGUAUCAAAAAAUGAAAAUGUACAAAUUGAACCGCAAGAGAUUAAAUGAAUAGUAUUAACGCUAUAUACAUACAUAUAUGUAUAUGUAGAUAUAUGCUUUGAAAAUAUGUUUACCUGCUCGCUGAGCGCACAAAAGUACACCCACACAAAAAUAGGUAGGCCAUCACACAGGCAAUACAAACCUUCCGGGAAGUGGUCGCUAGUGUAAAAGGAUCGCCGUAAGAUGACUGCGCUCAGUCAGCAAAAUAUCUAUUUGUUUGAGAGAGCAUUGAAGCAGAAAUUCCUAAACCUGUUUACCAACAUACAUUUUCGAUUUUGAGCAUCGCGCGCAAGUGCACAGGUUUAAGAGCAUUGAUUUUUGCUCGAUGCCUGCAGUCUUCAAUGAGUUUCACAUUCGAAAGCAUCUUGGGCGCACAGCGUAGCUCUAAAAACUUUGAUUAAAAAAAUAAACAAAAUUUUAGCGCCUCUCAAAGGCCGGCAAUACAUAUGUAUAAGUAACAAUAUGUCUGCAACAACAAGUAGUGGCACAAGUAGCGCGAGUGACAAUUCAGUAACGGACGGAGAUUCCAGUUUUAAAUUCGCCAAUAAAACAUUGCAAGACUAUGAAGUUAUAUCGGUCAUUGGCAACGGCACAUUUGGAACGUGCUUCAAAGUGCGCGACAAACAAACCGGUGAGCUGUAUGCCUGGAAGGGCAUCGACUACGACGAAUUGAGUGAAUCUAAGAAGGCGUCGUUGGUGUCGGAGAUACGGGUGCUGCGUCAACUACAACAUCCCAAUAUUGUGCAAUAUUAUCAUCAUUUGGUCAAUCAUGAAGCCAAGUCCAUAUUCAUUGUAAUGGAAUGCUGCGAGGGUGGAGAUUUGGCGCAGCUAAUUAAACAUGCGCGCACGGAUCGUAAGCGCUUCGAAGAGCGUUAUAUCUGGCGCGUGCUAUUUCAGGUCUGCAAAGCGCUGCAGGUAUGCCACAAUAAAAUAAGGAAAGGCACUAUUUUGCAUCGGGAUAUAAAACCUGCAAACAUAUUCCUUGACGCGCAAGGAAACGCUAAGCUAGGAGAUUUCGGCUUGGCGCGUAUGCUACGUAAAAAUCAAGAUUUCGCAGCUACUUUUGUCGGCACACCCUACUACAUGAGCCCAGAAAUCGUCAAGGGAUCGAAAUACGAUCGCAAAUCGGAUGUGUGGGCGGUGGGUUGCCUGGCAUACGAAAUGUGCGCUCUCCGCACGCCCUUUCAGGCACCGAAGUUUGAUGAGCUCACUUUGAAUAUUUCGAAUGGAAAGUUUAGUCACAUACCGGAUGUGUACUCCGGGGACCUGCAGGAGAUUAUUGCCUACAUGUUGUCGGUGGAUAGUGAGCAGCGUCCCAGCAUUGAAGUGAUAACGCGUCAUCCAAUCGUCGUACGGAAUAUAACUGAAUUAGGUAACAAAUUUCCAACUCUGAUAAAAGCUGAGGCCGAUUUCUUUGCAGCCGAAGAAAAACCGGAGGUACGUUGUAAGCUGCAAUACAGC